AUCAGAUAAAACACAGCCUUUUUGGCAUCAAUCAUCACAGCUAUGAAGGCUCUCACACUUGUAACAUUUUCUUUUUAUUCAUCUUGCCUUUGGUUACUCUUUGCUUCAUCACUUUUCACCUUGUGUUCCUGUAAUCAGAACUCAGAUCAUAUACAAUGUAUAUCCACGGAACGAUUGGUGCUUAUCCAGUUCAAGAACAACCUGGUAGACCAUUCCAACCGCCUCUCUUCUUGGUCCGGCGACAACUGUUGCAGUUGGUCGGGUGUAGUCUGUGAUAACUUCACCCACCAUGUCCAGGAGCUUCACCUUCGUGGACCUGAUGAUGGUGAACGUGAAGAAGCAACAAAACAAAUGUUAGGAGGAAUCAUAAGUCCUUCUUUGAUCAAGUUGGAACAACUUCAAUACCUAGACUUGAGUUGCAACGAUUUUGAAUUCAGUCCAAUUCCAUCAUUCAUUGGCUCUUUUCAGAAUCUGAGAUAUCUUAACAUCUCAAUGUCGCAUUUUGGUGGGGAAAUUCCUCACCACCUUGGGAAUCUAUCGGAGUUGCUUUUUCUUGAUCUUCAUGAUGAUCCUAUGCUCGGUAAUCUUCGAUCAGAGAAUUUAAAAUGGAUAGAGAUGAAUCUGAAGCGCUUGCAAUACCUGGAUAUGAGUGGCAUCAACCUCACCGGAGCUUCAGAUCACUGGCUUCAGGCGAUCAACUCUCUACCUUCUUUGCAAGAACUGCAUUUUUGUUCAUGUGGUUUAUCUCAAAUUCCUAGUGACCCAACCAGAGUUAGUUUUACUUCCAUUAACGUCUUAGAUCUUUCGUAUAACAACUUCAACGGUUUGUUGCCUGGGUGGGUUUUCAGUCUUCAUGAUUUAGUUUCUUUAGAUCUUACUGGUUGCUUUAUUGGUGGUUUAAAUCCUGGAACUCGUCGUGGUUUCAAUAGUAUGCCUUCUUUGACGACUCUUCGUGUUUUCGGUAACACUUUUGUUAAUUCUUCUUCCAUACUAAACAGCUUGUCUAGCUUAAGUAAUCUCCGUUUUCUUGAUGCUGGUAACUGCAAUCUUACUGAUCCCAUUCUUUGCAACCUUCAAAUCCCGUCUUUGAAUAUUGUUCAUCUUGACUUAUCAAACAAUCAAAUCGUUGAAGUGAUACCAAAAUCUUUAAGUAAUCUUUGCAAUUUGACAACUCUUGAUUUGCAGUAUAACAAGUUUUUUGGUGAUGUGUCUGAGCUUCUUGAAAGAUUUUGUGAAUGUGAGUCACCUAAACUGGAGCUGUUAUCCUUACGUGGCAAUUAUCUCACUGGUCGACUACCAGAAAAGAUAGGAAGAUUGAAGAAUCUGGUCAGCAUUGAUAUUGCAUACAAUAGGUUAACAGGAAUUCUUCCACGUUCUUUAGGAAGUUUGUCACUCUUGCAGACAUUGCAGCUUAAUACAAAUCAAUUGGAGGGUUGGAUUCCAGAUUCAGUUGGUGAUCUAUCCUCCGUGAAAUUUUUUGAUCUUUCGUAUAACAAGUUGAAUGGAAGUCUUCCGAAAAGUAUUGGAAAACUUGGGAAGUUGAGUUUUCUGACUCUUCAUCACAAUUCAUUAACAGGUAUUGUGACGGAAGACCAUUUCGCGAAUCUAACAGAUUUGGACACUUUGUGGGUUGGGGACAAUAAGUUAGCGUUUGACCUAGUCAACACCUGGAUUCCACCUUUUCAACUCAAUGUGCUGAGUUUAGGUUCUUGCAAUUUGGGCCCACUUUUUCCUUUGUGGGUUCAAUCGCAAACAAGCUUGGAACAAUUGGAUUUAGCAAACGCAAACAUUUCGGACACCAUCCCGAAUUGGAUCUGGAGUAGUUUCUCUUCACUAACGUUCUUGAACAUAUCCCAUAAUAACAUUGUCGGAAAAUUGGGAGAUGUUAGUGUUCUUCCAUCAGGAGCAGUAUUAGAUCUAAGCUCAAACCAUUUCUCCGGGGGAUUACCUCGUAAUUUCAAUAAACCUGACUUGGAUUUCCUGGAUCUUUCAUACAAUAAUCUUUCCGGGUCUCUUGAUCAGUUCUUGUGUGAUGGCAUUCAAGAAUCGCGACAACUAAGAGUUCUUAAUCUAGCCAACAAUAACAUGUCAGGUGGUCUCCCGAAUUGUUGGAUGAAUUGGGAAUCUUUAGUAAUCUUGAGCCUAGAGAAAAACAAGUUAUCUGGUAAAAUCCCAUCAUCUUUGGGAAAUAUUCCUACCCUGGAAUCACUAGACAUGGGAAAUAACAAGUUGUCGAAUGAAAUACCAAUGUCUUUAUUGAAUUCCAAAAACCUGUUGAUUGUUGAGCUUGCCGAAAAUGAACUCACUGGGAGAAUACCGACAUCAAUAGGAAGAAAUGAUGCAAGUUUAAAAAUUCUCAGUCUACGUUCCAACGGAUUAGAAGGUGAAAUCCCGAGUGAAUUAUGUCGUCUCACUUCUAUACAAAUCUUGGAUCUUGCUGAUAACAAUCUUUCUGGGUACCUACCGAAAUGCUUUACAAACUUCAGUGUCAUUUCUAGAAAAGAAACGUCCAGUCCGAUUGUUCUUUACGAUUCUCUUUUCCAGAAUCAACUUCUAGGCAGUGCCACGUUGGUGACAAAGGGACGAGUUUCUUCAUAUAGCACCAUUCUUUAUCUAGUGACAACAUUAGACCUUUCGGAUAACAAGUUUUCUGGUUCGAUUCCUGAUGAGCUUAUGGCCCUUUCAGGGUUACGCUACCUGAAUCUUUCUCAAAAUCGAUUAACAGGAAACAUUCCCAACACUUUUGAUGAAAUGAGAGAGCUCGAGUCUUUGGAUUUGUCUGUGAACCAUCUUGAUGGAAAGAUUCCUUUGAGCUUGGCUGGGUUAACGGCUUUGAGUUUGUUGAACGUAUCAUACAACAAUCUUACAGGAACAAUCCCGACAGGGCGUCAGCUUCAAACCUUCAAUGAAUUUAGUUUCAUUGGAAAUCAUGCACUUUGUGGGGCUCCUCUUCCAGGGUGUCGACAAAAAAUUGAUGAUACAAAGGGAGCUAAUGACGAUCAUGGCGAACCUGAUGGCACUGAUUGGAUCCUAGUGAUAUGUAUGAUCGUUGGAUUGGCUGUUGGUUUCUGGAUCACAAUUGGCACGUUGAUUGUCAGCAAACGACGUAGAGAUGCAUAUUAUCAUUUUCUAGAGGAAAUGGGGAUCAAGCUUGCAAAUUUCAUUCUUCUCGUAUCCAUAUAUCGCCGAAGAAUUAUGGACAAAUAGGAACAUGACGAAUGAGGCCAAUAGAAGAUCAACUUAAAAACGGAUGUAAUUUUUGAUCCGUAAGAAAUUUCAAGUCCCUCAAACUCCACUGUUUAGGCAUCUAAAUCUCUCUC
Messenger RNA from Lactuca saligna, 3320 nucleotides. Lineage: Eukaryota; Viridiplantae; Streptophyta; Magnoliopsida; Asterales; Asteraceae. The record is from the annotation of a GenBank genome assembly.